Molecule: messenger RNA, 1800 nt
Organism: Trichomycterus rosablanca
Lineage: Eukaryota; Metazoa; Chordata; Actinopteri; Siluriformes; Trichomycteridae
Gene: kdelr2a
Product: KDEL endoplasmic reticulum protein retention receptor 2a
Exons: 5
Coding region: 160-798 (212 amino acids)
Biological process (GO): endoplasmic reticulum to Golgi vesicle-mediated transport; protein retention in ER lumen
Cellular component (GO): membrane; cis-Golgi network; endoplasmic reticulum
Molecular function (GO): ER lumen protein retrieval receptor activity
Source: RefSeq, a predicted model, not a curated record
CCACGUCGCCCCGUCUUCGCCAUAUUACUCGAAGGAAUGAGCUGGAAAAGUGUUGGAAAGCGGUUCGACCUGAUUUCAGCGAUUCCCUCUGCACAAUAAUAACAACAGAACGAUUCGUUUUCGCUCGGUUUUCAGCAGGAACAGCAACAAAAAGCUACAAUGAAUAUCUUUCGGCUGGCAGGAGACCUGUCUCACCUAGCAGCUAUCAUCAUUCUGCUGCUCAAAAUAUGGAAAACCAGGUCGUGCGCAGGAAUUUCUGGAAAAAGCCAGAUCCUCUUUGCAUUGGUUUUCACAUCACGUUACCUGGAUCUCCUCACCUCCUUUAUUUCCCUCUACAACACAAGCAUGAAGGUCAUCUACAUUGGAUGCGCCUAUGCUACUGUUUACAUGAUCUACAUGAAAUUUAAGGCCACCUAUGAUGGAAACCAUGACACUUUCAGAUUGGAGUUCCUUGUAGUUCCAGUAGGAGGACUGGCCUUUCUGGUCAACCAUGACUUCUCUCCAUUGGAGAUCCUUUGGACCUUCUCCAUCUAUCUUGAGUCGGUGGCCAUUCUCCCUCAGCUCUUCCUAAUUAGUAAGACAGGAGAGGCUGAGACUAUCACCACCCACUAUUUGUUCUGCCUGGGCGUCUACCGUGCUCUCUACCUUUUCAACUGGAUCUGGAGGUUUUACUUUGAGGGCUUCUUUGACAUGAUCGCCAUUGUGGCUGGAGUGGUCCAGACCAUUCUAUAUUGUGAUUUCUUCUACCUUUAUGUGACAAAAGUGUUGAAAGGAAAGAAACUGAGCCUGCCAGCGUAAGUGCCAAAACCCAAAGACCUGUGUCAUCAUUCAGACUUGCGUGGUGGACACGGGCCAGCUUUGCCACAAGAGGCCGAAGACAGAAUGCGCAUGUAAAACUGUUGCUGUUUUUCUAAAAUGUCAUCUGGAUGAAAAUGACAGCGCCAUGAACUGCAAUGGGACUACUCUUGGAUCUGGCAACUGAUUUUUUUUUGUUUGUUUUCAGCAUCUUGCAAUACUUUUUAGUGCUGUUAAAAAAAUUAUAUGUAAAGAAAAAGAAACCCUUUUCUAUUUGAGGUGUUUUACAGGAUCAAGCUCCAACUGGUAAAUAUUGGCUUCAUUAAAAAAAAAAUACCCAUCACAUUUUGCAUAAUACAUGUACUAAAAUUCAUUUGCUGUCAUGAUGAUUUCUUAAAGUUAUGAUUCAGAUAAAGUUUCAUCUUGAAAUUGACAUGUCUUGUACUAUAAAUAUUGCUUAAAAUCACACAGUUUUAUUGGGUUUAAGUAAAGUGACAUUUUGAUAGUUUCAACUUUGACAUUUCAGGGUUUUUCUUAAACGUACACAAAAGCCUUAUGUUUAUUUUUGCUACAUUAUAUUCGGUACAGUAGCAGAUAUUUGGCCUUGUAAAUGUACAUGUAAAAAGUGGUAUUUUGUACUGCCAAUUUAUUCAGCACUGAGUUUUUUAUUGUUGAUCUAUCAGCUCCACCAGACUACAGGAUUUGUAUCUAAGGUUGUACUGAUUCAGUAACCGAACUGUAAUAACUACAAUAGGAAUAUUGACAUCAGUAUUCUACAAUACUAGUUGUUCACAUGCAGUAAUUUAUACAAACGCCUGUUGUCAUUUCAUUUGGUCUGAACAUCGCCUGAAGCGUUUAAUCACUUUAUACAUUUAAUGUUAAUUUUGGAUUUCAGUUCUGUAUUAAACAUCCUAGAUUCCCCGCUCACUUAAAUCAUUCCAUUAGGAUUUCCAUUGUUAUUUGAACUUUUUACUUUGCCACCUCCAAUAAAAAAUACAGACCAUU